Messenger RNA from Crotalus tigris (Tiger rattlesnake), 1495 nucleotides. It is a transcript of the gene C1QL1, whose product is annotated as complement C1q like 1. Lineage: Eukaryota; Metazoa; Chordata; Lepidosauria; Squamata; Viperidae. The record is from RefSeq and is a predicted model, not a curated record. Bases 664 to 1458 code for a protein of 264 amino acids. The transcript has 2 exons. Gene Ontology annotation, molecular function: protein binding.
GCUGGUUAGCUAUCUGGAUAAAGGGGGGAGCGGACUUCCGUGGCUCCAUUCAAAUUCUUCUUGUUUGCCCCAAGCACCAGGUUACUUCUGCCUUGCAAUCCUAGAUUGUUCUCCUCCCUCUUCCGUAGGGGGUGGAAGAAAAUGGAGUGAGGAGGGGAAAAGGAAAGGGGAAAACAAAUCAAUGAAAGCAUCUUACUAAGAUGUAUCUAGUACGCGCUGGCUCUCUCUCCUCUCACUUCUCUGCCUUGCUCUUGGUUCACUCGGUUUGUCUUUCCUCUUUUCUUUAAUCUUUCUUUUAUUCUCACCCUCACCCAACCCACAUUUCCAUAUCAAACCUGGGAUCAUACUUGCAGCUGCUAUAAAAAGGCCGUCAAAGAGCAGCAUUCUUAAAGGCGAUACUCCAGCCAACGAGGGGACGGCGUCGUGUUUUUUUUUUUAACGGACACGCGGCACAAGAACACCCCUCCACCUCCUCUUCCCCAACCGGGAGAUCUUUCCUGAAGUUUACCCUUUUCUGCCCUCCCCACCCGCCGCUUUUCUUCUCCUGCCAGCUUGCCCGGGCCAUCCGUCACCAUUUCCACCACGGGGAGGCAACGCGCCCAGCCCCUUCAGCGGCUGAGCAUUGGCCGGAAAACUUUGGUCGCCGGGGCCAUCGGCGUGGUGAUGAUCUUAAUCCUGGUGAUCCUCAUUCCGGUGCUGGUGAGUUCCGUGGGCAUCGACGGACACUACGAGAUGCUGGGCACCUGCCGCAUGGUCUGCGACCCCUACCUGGGCAAGACCACCACCACAACCAGUGCCAGCAGCAUCCGGAGCGAGGGCGCCGAAAACCUCAGUAGCGAUCACAGCGGACUGCCCCCGCCAUCCACCCUCGUCCAGGGGCCCCAGGGCAAGCCGGGACGGCCGGGCAAGCCUGGCCCGCCGGGUCCCCCGGGCGAGCCGGGUCCCCCGGGGCCCCGGGGUCCCCCGGGCGAGAGAGGAGAUCCUGGGAAAACCGGUCCGCCUGGUCUGCCCGGUUCGGGGCUGAGCACAGGGGCCAUCAGCGCAGCCACCUACACCAUGGUGCCCCGCGUGGCCUUUUACGCCGGCCUCAAGAACCCGCACGAGGGCUACGAGAUACUCAAGUUCGACGACGUCGUAACCAACUUGGGAAACAACUAUGAUGCUGCCACGGGCAAGUUCACCUGCAACAUCCCGGGCACCUAUUUCUUCACCUACCACGUCCUGAUGCGCGGCGGCGACGGGACCAGCAUGUGGGCAGACCUAUGCAAGAACGGGCAGGUGCGGGCCAGUGCCAUUGCACAGGAUGCUGAUCAAAACUACGACUAUGCUAGCAACAGUGUUAUCCUGCACCUGGAUGCCGGGGAUGAAGUUUUCAUCAAGCUUGAUGGAGGCAAAGCCCACGGAGGAAACAACAACAAAUACAGUACCUUUUCAGGUUUCAUAAUCUACUCAGACUGAGGCUGGAAAGAAGCUUACUGACUCCCAGCCCCCUGGA